This is a messenger RNA of Leptopilina heterotoma, 1841 nucleotides long. RefSeq lists its product as uncharacterized. The record is from RefSeq and is a predicted model, not a curated record. Gene Ontology annotation, biological process: recombinational repair. Lineage: Eukaryota; Metazoa; Arthropoda; Insecta; Hymenoptera; Figitidae. The transcript is spliced from 5 exons. Bases 1 to 1827 code for a protein of 608 amino acids.
AUGAGAAAUGAAGGAAAAAAAGGAGAAAAAAAUGAAAAAACGAAUAAAGCAGGAAAUAUUGAGCAAAAGGAAAACAAAAUUCAAAAUCGUCAAAAUUUAAUAAACAGUAUUUUAAAAAAUCGUGGGAAAAAGCCCGAAAUCGAAAGUGACAACGACGAGACAAAAGCAAGAAGAAAUGUCAGUUUUUCCAACGACUCAACAACAACAGAAAACAAAAAUCAAAAAUACAAACAACUAAAAUUAAAUUUCCCCCAAACUAAUGAAUCGACAAAAAAUCCUUUAAAUUCUCCAUCAAUAAUUAAUAAUUCCCACAAAGGAUAUCGAAGCAGAAAAACAAUAAAUUCCUCACACAAUAAAUCGAGAACAAAUUUAAAUAAUUCCAAAUCUGAUAAAAACGUGAUAAAUCGUCGUUUCCCGGGACCAGCUGGCCUACUACCGCCAAAUAUGGAUUUCACCAAUUUUCCCAUGGCCUAUUUAAAAACAUUCGACGAAAGUGAAACAACCGUUGAGCGUCUCAAUGAAACGAGAAUAACAAAUUUUUGCUCACAAAAUACAAAAAAUCGUUUCACAAGUGGCGCGUGGCAAAUGAUGAUUGACGAUUUGCCCGUGGAUUUUUUCCAGGCACUCGACUUGGCGACAAUUAAGCGUCAAGCAAAAAAGGGACACUACAAAAUGAAGCGGACAAAAUUUUUCGCUGCCCUCGUUCAUCAAAUGGAUUCGAAUACAAUUAUUAAUCCAAUUGUUGUGCUGAAGGAUUCGAGUGAUGAAAUGGAGGCGAGUAUUCAUAGGAGUAUUAUUUCGAAAUAUCCAAAUGCAAUUGAUGUGGGAGUUGUUUUGUUGCUCAACGAUGUGACGAUAAUAACGUCGAAAUUUUAUAAUAUGGCUUUGGUGCAUACGAGGGACGUGGUGGCGAUUUAUAACGAGAAGGAGAGAAUUGUUACGACUGAAUUGAUGGAGAAAAUACUCAGGGAGCAGGAGGGGAGUAAUUUUGAUGAUUCGAGGGACACUUGCAAUGAAGAGAGGACAAUUAGAGAGAAAAGACUUGAGAAAGUGCAACAAGAGCGAGAAGAGAGAACUGAAGAAUUGUCAGCAAUUGAUUCAACGAAAGAUAAUAACAAUGAAAAGUCAACAACAAUAAGUGCAUCACGUGAAAAUGUAAUUAAUCCAAAGCAAAUUCUUCACGAUAAUAAGGAUAAUGAAUUUUUAUCGCAAUUAAAUUUAGAUGAAAUAUCUGUCUCUAAUAUUAAUGAUCCAAGAAUUGUUGCCAGUUCAACUUUAAUUGGCAAUGAAAUUCAUUUGGAAAAUGAUUCAGGAGAAUGUUCAACUCAAAUGGAAAUUAGCAAUGAAAAUUCUCAGGAGCAAAUUAAUACGGGAAAAUCGACUGUGAUUUUGGAUGAGGGAAAUUUUACUGAUUUAUUGGAAUCUGAGGAGGAAGCCGAUGAAUCUUCUUCACCGAAAAGAGGCGAAAAUAAUGAAAAAAUUGUCGAAAAGAAAAUUGAAGAAAACGCUCCGGGACCUUCAAAGUUGCAAAGUUACUUGAAACAAUUUCGCCAUAGCGAGGAAUUGACACAACCGGAAGUUGUUAUAGAGAAUAAGAAAAAUAACGAAAUGGAAAAAAAUCUGGAAAAUUUAAACUUUUCGAGUUUACCUUCUUCUGAUGAUGAAUUAAUGGACAAUAAUAUCCCCAAUGAAUGUGACAACGGGACGACAAAUGAAAUAGAAACACCAGUGGAAAAUACACAAGGAGUGAGAAAUAAUUUGAGAAAUUUUUUCAAUGAUGACGAGGACGAUGAAUUUUUAUCGCAAGUGAAUAUUGAUGAUUUGUGAAUUGGGAGAGGAGA